AUGCCAUUGGGCGCGAAUGGAGCUACCGUCAUCCCGUCACAGUCCUCGUCCUCACGAGGCUUACCAACGAAUCCCGCCCAAGGACUUCGAAGACUACCGACGUCGAUAGCCAACAUGCCGCCGCCGCCGCCCAUUCCAGAGAAGUUCCAGCAGUCCUCGAGCUCGAAUCUCUCCGCUUCCGGUCCCAUGUCGGCAUCUCAAGUCAUCGCUCUCGCACGCGAGGCCAUGAGAAGCGCUAUUCGCGACAAUGAGUCGCAAGCAGCCGAAGCAAGUGGUGUGAGCACUGAGCUUAAACCGGGCGUUACGGUCGACCUGAGCCGGAGGAACAUCCAACAGCUGCCUGAUGAAGUCGUUGACAUUAUCAAAAAUGAGUUGGAACGGCUUGCAUUAUCCCAUAACAAACUUGCAUCUUUUCCUGCCAGGUUCUCUGAAUGCACGUCCCUACGUUAUCUCAACGUCAGGAACAAUCACAUCAAGGAAUUUCCUCUACCGCUAUGCAAUCUCAAAUCCUUGGAAAUUCUGGAUCUUGGUAGGAACAAGAUUAGAGUUCUCCCCCCUGACAUUGCAAAACUAGCUUCCCUCAAAGUGCUUGCGGUUCAGAAGAACCGGAUAGAAGAGCUCCCUCUCUGUCUGGGAGACAUGGUCUCUUUACAAGCCCUCAAGCUGGACGGAAACGCAAUCACGUUCCCACCGAGAGAAGUCUUGCAGGUCCAGGCCAGCAGUCCCCCGAACGAAGGGUUCCUAAAGGAAAGUGAAGUGACGGAAGUCACGGUGACGGCCCAUAUCAAAAAGUUUUUGAAGCAAAAAACUGCGGAAAAGCUGGAAGCAGAGAAGAAAAUCGAAUUCGAGAAUGGCAUGGGUGAUGAAGGCAACGACGGAAGCGAAACACCCAGAUUUCCUCUGAAGCGAGUGGUCAGCGGUCGAUUUCCCAUCAAGGUCAAUGGGAUCGAUGCACCUGACAUGCGUUCACCCAUUAUUCCGCGGCCGCCGCCAAUACCCUCUCGAUCACAUGCGCGUGGCUUGUCGCAGCAAAGCACAACAGUUAGGAAACCCGGGGUGAUGCCCUUGACAAUCGGCAAUCCCAACGAACGUCUUCGGUCAAAUAGCGAGACUAUACUGCAAGGUUCGCGCAUGGAUCGUUCUGCAGAACGCCCGAGACGGCUGAUGUCCAAGCGCACCAACGAACUGAGUACACUCGACGAAACACAGGCAAACAACAGAUUUAGCCAUUACCGCGGGCUCAGUCAUGGCUCUUCGAUGACUGGCAACGCACAUGCAAAUAUGGUCAGCCCCAAUAGCCCAGCUGAACCACUGUUGCAGAGACCCAACUACGUCCGUCGCCUCUCAGUCUUGCCGGAGCAACGGCGCGAAUCAAAAGUUGUGGACCCUAUCCUCGAGUCUGCCAAGGGCAUUCUCUAUGCCAUUUUUCAGAUCCACCCAAUGAUUCAACUCUUCACAAGGUUGACGAAUGACGGCACGGCUAAGCGCUCAAGCCUGGAGAUUGUCUUCUUUAACACCAAUAUGCAUGUAGAGGAACUCGAGCAGGAGAUCAUGAAGCAUGAAUCACUGGGCGCCGACAGUCAAGCCCCCAGGGAGAAUGAAAACGUUCAGCGGGCAGUUUUGACCCUGAUUAAUGCUUAUGGCCACAUCUGCUCCAUUCUCCUCAACAACAUGGAGACCAUUGUCAGCAAUGGCGAUCCGCGAUACAUCCGAACACUAAUGCUGUGUUUGUACAACAGCAUAACGGAACUUCGUGUCACGGCAAACCAAAGCCUGAUGGGCAUGCCUGGUUUCAACGCUCGUGCUCGCACACCUCGAAGGAUUGGACCAGCGGGAACGCUCAAGCCGCAUUCUCGUGAUAGUUCAGCAACACCAACUGUCGAUAGAGCCAACGUGGGUCCCCGGUAUCGUGGUGGUCAGCACAGUCACAAUCCAAGCAAUCUGAGGGUGGCGACUGAUGUUUCCAUGCCCUAUCUGAACGGGUCAGGGAGAACUGCCACUAUUACCUCUGCCACUCCUCGCUCUGGCGAGUCGUUUGCAUCAAGUGACGGUGGUCGCUACGGGACUGACAUCUCCGGCGAGGAGCGCCACUUUGAAAAGAUUUUCUUGUCCAUGUCCAAGUCUACGGAACUGCUCAUGCGCACUCUUCCAAUGUUUAAUCAACAAUUCAACAAUAGUCUGCGUGAGGCCAGAGCCCAGAGACAGCCAGAACAUGCUUUGCAGUGCUGGAGAGCCCUCAUCAACAGAUGUAGCCAAUCGAUUUAUCAGACAGAUCUCUUGAAAGGGCGCCUGUCGGCUAUCAAGUUUAAAGAGCCCGGGAUUCGAACGGACCCUGGAUUUUGGGCAUUAUGCAAAAGUUUUGUUGAUGCAUGGGCAGAUUUCGGAAAUAUGCUUAGACGUGCCAUGGAUCAGAUCUCGCUUUCUUUGGAUAUCAAGACACGGCUUCGCCCCAUUCAGCUGAGCGUCAAGGAGACAACGCAGCUCAUAUAUGCCUCGCCGUGGGCCAAUCUUUUCCGCCAUGCAGGUCAAUACCAGAGCCAGGGCCCAAUCCAGGGCCAGUUCCAAGGCCAAUUCCAGGGCCAGUUCCAGGAAGGUGUCAACUACUAUCAGCAGGGCCACUACACGUCCAACUCCAACUCUACGCAAGCACAGCUGCCAGUCACGCCGCAGAGUGCUGCACUUGGUCCGGCUGUACAAGCAACGGUACCUUCUACACCGCAAAGCGCAUCUUUUGCAAACGCGUUUUCCGGGAACGUGUUUGAACGGGCCGAUGCUCUGAUUUCAAUGGGUGGCCUCUCGAUGUCUCGAAGUGGGACCAUGAGCAGUUCCAACCACAGCUCUUUCAACUCGAUUUCCUCCAUGACUUCCGCCCAAGACGAUCGCGGCCCCGAGUCGUUGCUGAGCCCAAACAAUGGAGCAGGGCCGGUGCCCUUUCGACGCAACGGCGUUGGCAAGCCACCGUUUUAG
This is a messenger RNA of Pestalotiopsis fici W106-1, 2967 nucleotides long. RefSeq lists its product as uncharacterized. Gene Ontology annotation, molecular function: protein binding. The transcript has 3 exons. The record is from RefSeq and is a predicted model, not a curated record. NCBI's taxonomy places the organism in Eukaryota, Fungi, Ascomycota, Sordariomycetes, Amphisphaeriales, Sporocadaceae. Bases 1 to 2967 code for a protein of 988 amino acids.